Molecule: messenger RNA, 2991 nt
Organism: Helianthus annuus (common sunflower)
Lineage: Eukaryota; Viridiplantae; Streptophyta; Magnoliopsida; Asterales; Asteraceae
Product: glutamate receptor 2.6
Exons: 5
Coding region: 129-2681 (850 amino acids)
Cellular component (GO): plasma membrane
Molecular function (GO): signaling receptor activity; ligand-gated monoatomic ion channel activity
Source: RefSeq, a predicted model, not a curated record
UUGGCUACAAAAUGAUCUAUAAUCUAUUCUAAACUGUAAUGGUCAAAUGAUCUGGUGAAUGCACUACAGCUUUUGAGACAUAUAUGAAUCAAUGAAGGGAAUGUUUUUUUAAAAAAGAAUCAACUGAAAUGCGUUAUCUUACAACUUACCUGAUCUUUUUGGUUACCUUCUCUGCUCCAUGGUUUCUUGAUCUGCAAGCAUUACCGACCACCGAGAACUUGAAUGUAAGAUAUGAAAAAGGGUUCACUAGGAUUGGUGUCAUUCUUGAUCAAACGUCUAGGCCUGGGAAAGAGGCCAAAGUGGCCAUUGAAAUAGCAAUUGAACAUUUUAACAAUGAAACUGAUCACCCUUUUGUGUUAUAUCUUCAAAACUCGAGAGGCAAACCAAUACAUGCAGCUAUUGCAGCUAAAGAACUUGUUGACGAACACAACGUGAAAGCCAUUUUGGGAGCUCAUACAUGGGAAGAAGCAUCUGCAAUAGCCGAGGUUAUCAGCGAAUCUGAUAUCGAAACCCCAGUUUUUCUUUCUUUAACUGGCACCACUCCCAUGCAAGCAACAAAUCAAUGGCCAUUUUUCCUUGAAUCCGUACCUACACAAUCCGCACAGAUGAAUGCAGUGGCUGCAAUUUUACACUCCUGGAGCAUAAGCCAAGUUACUCUCAUAUACGAAAGCUCACAUCUAGCCUCCGGUUCAGCAGCAAUCAUCUCUUAUCUCUCUCAAGCAUUACGGCAAACAGGGGGUACACUAACCUACAUCUUACCACUCACAUUCGGUUCACAUUCUGUAAGUGCAGAGCUUCAGAUACUCAAGAGACAACAACGUAAAGUCUUCGUAAUUCAUACAUCUCUGGAACUGGCGGUUAGCUUGUUUCAGACAGGUAACAAGAUGGAAAUGAAUGGAGACGGUUAUCUAUGGAUUGCAACUAAUGCAAUCACAGAUCUUUUUCAUUCCAUUAGUUCCGCCGAGAUUUCUUCUUUGAAAGGUAUGAUUGGAGUCAAAAGCUACUUUCCUGAAAACAAACAGGAAUUCCUUGAUUUCAAAAAAAGAUUCCGCCAAAAGUUCCGGCAUGAUUACCCAGAAGUUGAUCAAGACGAACCAGGAAUCUUUGCCGUGCAAGGAUAUAACACCAUGAGAUUGUUAAAACAAAAUUCAUGUGAAAACUUCGAUCACGUGACACCAAUUCUGGAAACUACAGUGGAGAUUGUGCACGUGAUAGGAAAGGGGUGUCACAGUGUGUACUGGACAGAAGGAUUAGGGUUCUCAGAGACUGUUAAUGAUGACACUAAUGGAGCAACUGCUUAUAGUCAUUCAAUGGAUGACCUGAAACAAGUUUUGUUUCCUAUGCAACCGUGGUAUGCUAAUAGACGACACAGGAAUCUUGCUGAAAGUUCAGGGAAUCGGAUGAGGGUCGGUGUUCCGGGUCAAUCCUUGUUUAAGCAAUUUGUGAAUGUUGAUUUUGAUAACAAGAAGAAUCGGACAGUGUUUAAUGGAUUUGUGAUCGCUGUGUUUGAUGAAAUGAUGAGAGAGUUGAAGUUGCCAUAUGAUUACUUUUCAUUUAAUGGUUCUUAUGAUGAGUUGAUGAGACAAAUUCCUGCAGAGAGAUUUGAUGCGAUAGCUGGCGAUGUAACGAUCAUGUCAAGCCGGCAUGAGUAUGUGGAUUUCACUCAGCCGUACACGGAGUCAGGUUUGGAGAUGAUCGUACCUGUUAAAUCCAGAUUAUCAAACCAGCCGUGGUUGUUUAUGAAGCCUUUUACUGCAAAAAUGUGGUGGUUCAUAGCAGCAGUCACUCUUUAUAAUGGCUACAUCAUUUGGUUAAUCGAAAGGACUCAUUGCGACUACCUUCGUGGCUCAAUCAUAGAACAAAUUGGAAUCAUCAUUUGGCUUGCGUUUGCGACCCUCUUCACUUUGCGAGGAGACAAGUUACAUAGCAAUUUGUCAAGAAUGGUAGUUGUUGUGUGGCUCUUUGUGGCACUAAUCAUCACACAAAGCUACACGGCUAGCUUUGCAAGCAUGCUCACGGCUCAAAGGUUGGAACCAACAAUAACCAGCGUUGAAGUGCUUAGAAACAUGAAUGUGACUGUGGGAUACUGCAACGGUUCACUUGUGAAUCACUACUUGAAAGAUGUUUUGGGCUUUAAGAGCUUCAAGGUCAAGAGCUAUAACUCGACUCAUAGAUAUGCUGAGGCCCUUAAUAGUGGUGAAAUCUCCGCCAUCUUUCUUGAAGUUCCGGCAGCUAAAGUCUUUCUAGCUCAAUACUGCAAGAGCUUCAUUAGAACCGGAGAGACCUUCAAAGUUGGAGGUUUCGGAUUUGCAUUUCCUAGGAGAUAUUCGUGGCUUUCCGAGGCAAACAAAGCUUUAAUGAAUAUAUCAGAACGUGGGAAGCUUAAAGAACUUGAGGAUGCUUAUCUAGUAUCUGAGAAGUGUGUUGAUGACGAAUCUUCUCCAAACGAAGAUGAUAGUCUUAGUCCUCGCAGCUUCUCAAUACUAUUUGUGCUAACCGCAGGGACAUCAACGGUCGCUCUUUUCAUCUACAUCAUCAUGAGCUUUACAGAAUUUAAAAAAUCUAACCCAGAACACGCGAAUCUCUUUGAAUUUAUCAGAGACCAUAUGAGACGGUCAUCUAGUGUUGUUGUCCAUGCAGAUAGCCCGACACACCCUUCUUCUGAUGUGUCCGAUCCAUGAACUUGAGCUGACAUCAAUCAUCCGUAAUUACAAGAAAGCUCCUGACAGCAUAUUAUCAUGUUAGGAUCUGAUAGCAGAUAUGAUCACUUGUUCAAGUUCCAUUUCUUCAAGUAAGAUUGAAACAUCAAAAAAUAUUUAAUUUUCUUUUAUUUACAUGUACACCCGAUGAAUGUAACCCGGUGUCCCCAGGGACAUCCCGGUGGUUAACUGGUAUACUUCGACAACCAAAAGGUUGGGAGUUAUUUGAAUGUAAUACAUGUGGUACACAUUUAAACUUAUUUUAAUUGAAACUGUUUACUUGUAAGAGCAA